AUGGAUAAACUCAGAGAAAGAAUGAACACUCUCCGCCUGGAGACCGAGCAGGCCAACCAGAAGAACGAGGAGCUUUCUGCCCGUGUUAAGGCUCUUGAGCAAGAGAACCUUACAAAGGAACAAGAGAUCGCAUCCCUCACCCACCGGAACUCACUCCUCGACGGAGAAGUCGAGAAACUUGAGAAGGCACUCUCCGAGGCCAAGAGUGCUGCCGACACCGGUGCCGCCCAUGGUUCCGAGGUCGACUCGCUAAGCAGGAAAGUGCAGUUGCUGGAAGAGGAGGCCGAGGAGGCAGACAAGAAUUUGAGAGAGACAAACGAGAAACUGCGUCUCACCGAUGUCAAGGCUGAGCACUACGAACGCAAGGUUGCUACCGUCGAGGCCGAGCGGGACUCUUGGGAGAGGAAGUACGAGGAGACUUGUGAGAAGCUCAAAACAGCCCAGGCAGAGCUGGAUGAGUUCGCCAAGCAGCUCGACAGCUUGUGA
Molecule: messenger RNA, 486 nt
Organism: Morchella importuna
Lineage: Eukaryota; Fungi; Ascomycota; Pezizomycetes; Pezizales; Morchellaceae
Exons: 3
Coding region: 1-486 (161 amino acids)
Source: RefSeq, a predicted model, not a curated record